AUGGACUUGACGUAUAUCGCUUUCAACGAAAAUGGAACUUUCUACAUUCGAAGCCUCCUUUUUUCUUCAGUGUUCUACGUGGCGUUUCUUUUCCUUGUUUCUUUGCUAGGUAAACUUCAAAGGAAUCGGCCUAACACAUAGUCAAUGGUUUUACAGUUAUCGCUGCAGCUCUUUUUCCUGUUGCGCCUCGCCACACACGACUCCCGCCGCUGACUAUUUGGAUAUACGACUCCGCACAUAUCGUUUUGUUACACGGAGAUGUCAACGAAACUUUCCUCUUCGAAGAAGAUCAGAUCGAAUUCGACAUGAUAACUGUAACUCGCGUUCCACUUGAUAACCUUCAGUGA
Caenorhabditis auriculariae is the source of this 347-nucleotide messenger RNA. The record is from the annotation of a GenBank genome assembly. NCBI's taxonomy places the organism in Eukaryota, Metazoa, Nematoda, Chromadorea, Rhabditida, Rhabditidae.